Messenger RNA from Etheostoma cragini (Arkansas darter), 894 nucleotides. RefSeq names its product LIM domain-binding protein 3-like. The coding region runs from base 43 to 894 and encodes 283 amino acids. Gene Ontology annotation, cellular component: adherens junction; Z disc; stress fiber. Gene Ontology annotation, biological process: muscle structure development; actin cytoskeleton organization; heart development. Gene Ontology annotation, molecular function: muscle alpha-actinin binding; actin binding. NCBI's taxonomy places the organism in Eukaryota, Metazoa, Chordata, Actinopteri, Perciformes, Percidae. The transcript is spliced from 3 exons. The record is from RefSeq and is a predicted model, not a curated record.
CUUUUCCCCGUCUUCUCCAGCCAAUACGCUCAGCCUCCUGCCAUGCAUCAGGCUCCACAAGCCCCGCCUCCGCAGCAGUACCAGCCAAUCCCGCAGCAGUACCAGCAGCAGUACCAGCAGCCAAUCCCGCAGCAGUACCAGCAGCCAAUCCAGCAGCAGUACCAGCAGCCAAUCCAGCAGCAGUACCAGCAGCCAAUCCAGCAGCAGUACCAGCAGCCCCCCACGCAGCAGGCCCCGCCCACCCAGCAGAGCUCCAUCCAGGUCCCUCUUGGCUCCGCCCCCCCCAAGGUGGUCAGCACCGCCUGCAUCUACCCCUCCCAGCCAGCCUCCGCCCCCCCGGCUGCCGCCCCCCCGGCUGCCGCCCCCCCGGCGCCGGCCCCCCCUGGCCCCGCCUCCUCCAACCGCCCCCCCUGGGUGUCCGACACCAACUUCGCCGACAAGUUCGACCCCAGUAAGACGACCACGGGCACCGUGAAGGUGCAGCCGCUGCCCCAGGGCGCCCCCCCUCCCCCGGCCUUCAUCCCCAACCCCUCCCCCGCUGCACCCGCCACUCCAAGCCCCGCCCCCGCCACACCAAGCCCCGCCCCCUUCGCGCCCGUGGCAAGGGGCGUGGCCCAACGGGCGGAGCGGUUCGCAGCCAGCAGCCGCACGCCUCUGUGCGGGUCCUGCAACAGCGUCAUCAGGGGCCCCUUCCUGGUGGCCCUGGGCCGGUCCUGGCACCCCGAGGAGUUCAACUGCCACUACUGCCACAUGUCCCUGGCGGACGUCAGCUUCGUGGAGGAGCAGAACAGCGUCUACUGCGAGAACUGCUACGAGGAGUUCUUCGCCCCGACCUGCGCACGCUGCAACACCAAGAUCAUGGGGGUGAGACGCCAAAAACCACCACGUAGAUGA